Aspergillus glaucus CBS 516.65 is the source of this 2200-nucleotide messenger RNA. It is a transcript of the gene erg9, whose product is annotated as bifunctional farnesyl-diphosphate farnesyltransferase/squalene synthase. Gene Ontology annotation, cellular component: endoplasmic reticulum membrane. NCBI's taxonomy places the organism in Eukaryota, Fungi, Ascomycota, Eurotiomycetes, Eurotiales, Aspergillaceae. The transcript is spliced from 4 exons. Gene Ontology annotation, biological process: ergosterol biosynthetic process; farnesyl diphosphate metabolic process. Gene Ontology annotation, molecular function: squalene synthase [NAD(P)H] activity. The record is from RefSeq and is a predicted model, not a curated record. Bases 322 to 1752 code for a protein of 476 amino acids.
UGUCUUCCCUCUUCCUCUUCCUCUUCUCAAUUCUAUCCUCUUUUUCUCUGUGUUGUCCUUAUCCUCUGUAAUACCUCAUUUCUCCCUUUUUUCUAUCUUCUUGAUCCUAUCUUAUCUUGUGUAUUUGCGUGCUUCUGUUACACCGCGCGUUGUACACUACACUCGACCAUUGUACAAAUGCCAUACUUGUCCUUUUGCUUAUUGGCUUAAUUCCUCCCGCAUUCCACGAGAUCUUCCCGUCCUCGAGUCCAAUAAUCUCCAUUGGUCUCUUGUCCGUUGUACCUCUUUCUCUUCCCACGACUCAAUCCCCGGCCGUUCACUAUGGGCCUCAUCGGAAAUGUUCUCUACUACUCUUUUCACCCCUCGGAAUUGAGGGCCAUCAUGCAAUGGAAAGUCUGGCACAUCCCCGUCCAUGAACGCAAAGAGACGGACGAAACCGAAACACAAAAGACCUGCUUCAAGUUUCUCGACAAAACCAGCCGGAGUUUUAGCGCGGUUAUCAAGGAACUCCAUCCCGAGUUGCUGCUCCCCGUCUGUCUGUUCUACCUGAUCUUGCGUGGCUUGGAUACCGUCGAGGAUGACACCUCGAUUCCCCUUGCGACCAAGGAACCUUUGCUGCGCGAUUUCAAGGACUUCCUCGAACAGGAUGGCUGGACCUUCAAUGGCAACCGGCCGGAGGAGAAGGACCGUGAACUGCUGGUUCAGUUUCACAACAUAAUCACCGAGUUCAAGAACUUGAAGCCCGCCUACAAGGAAAUCAUCAGGGAUAUCACCGACAAGAUGGGCAACGGUAUGGCCGACUAUGCCCGCAAGGCCGAAUCGGACGAUGCGAGCGUUGUCACCAUUGAGCAGUACGACUUAUAUUGUUACUACGUGGCCGGUUUGGUCGGUGAAGGUCUGACCCGUCUGUUCAUCGAGGCCAAGUUCGGCAACCCGGCGUUGUUGAAGCGCGAACGUCUUCACAAGUCUAUGGGACUCUUCCUGCAGAAGACGAAUAUCAUCCGUGAUAUCCGGGAAGACAACGAUGACGGCCGCCGCUUUUGGCCCAAAGAGAUUUGGUCCAAGCACGUCGACGACUUUGACGACCUGUUCAAGCCGGAGAAUCUCGGUAUCGCCCUGAACUGCAGCUCCGAGAUGGUCUUGAACGCCCUGGAACACGUCGAGGACUGUCUUUUCUACCUCGCUGGUCUGCGUGAGCAGAGCGUGUUCAACUUCUGUGCGAUCCCUCAGUCCAUGGCCAUUGCUACCCUCGAACUGUGCUUCCGCAACCCGGCAAUCUUCCAGCGCAACAUCAAGAUCACCAAGGGUGAUGCUUGCCAGCUGAUGAUGGAGUCGACUCAGAACCUGCGUCUGGUCUACCAAGUGUUCCGCCGGUACGCUCGUCGGAUUCACAAGAAGAACUCUCCCAAGGACCCCAAUUUCCUCAAGAUCAGUCUUGUUUGUGGACGGAUUGAGAAAUUCGCCGAAACCAUCUUCCCAAGCCAGUCCGCUGAGGAAGCUCAGCGUCGUUUGACUAAUACAGUGACUGAGGAGGAGGCACAAAAGGCCAAGGAAGAUGCUGAAGCGCGCCAGGAUGUCUACUUCAUCAUGGGCCUGAUGUGUGUCGUUGUGUUGAUCGUUGCGCUGACUAUGACUGGAUUUGCCUGGUACAUGGGCGCACGCUUCGAUCUCGCUUGGCAGGAGUUGAGGAAGGGCAACUUCCGCCCCCCCCAGAACCUUCGCGGGGCCCAACAAACUCAUCAAGAGUUAUAGACUCGCUCUUGCACCCUUCUUACGGAAUUACGACCCUUUACUGUCUUAAUUGCUAGUACAUCUUCGGUUACCCCUUGCUCGCAGAUGGCUUAUGUCUCUAUACGCCUGUGUUUAUUAUACUCACGCCAUUUCUGCAGCGAUAUACUUUCUAAUAACGAUUCUUUCCUUUCCACCCAUUCUCGUGGGGUAUCCGCUGACUCGUACGGAAGUUUUUGCCUUUAGACCACCUAGCACGGAUGUCAAAUUGCAACCCAGCCUGACAAUGACUGUGGUUGUGCCGAAGAAGUGCUGAUAUUGAGCGGAGUUUACUCUGACCAGCGACGUACUAGAUUUGUGUCUUUGCAGUGUUUUCGGAUGCUGAAAUGGCACACGUCCAUUGAGGACCUGGAACAUUUCGUAUUAGCUAGUAUUAGCUAGUCUGUAGCAAUCUCAUGAUUUUUAACACUAC